AUGUUUUUUGUUUCUCCAACAACCGGUCCAAACAACUGGUCCAAUAUUUUCUCUCCCGCCCCAUCUCCUGUUAGUACGGGCCACCAAAUUCUUUUAGCGAUUGGAUGAGCCGGGCCCCACCUCGUCCCCCGGCGUAAAUAUCCGUCAAUUCCCCUCCCUGCCCCUAGAGGGCCCCACCUCCUCACCACCGGGCGGAACCGCAAUUAACGGCCGACCCGGGGGGCCAAAUCGUCAAAAGAGAAAAGAAAAAAAGGAACCCAAUCCCAGUCCGCCUCGUCAUCGUCGGAAAGAAAACUACUACUCCUCCUCCUCUUUAUUUUAUGGGCAGUUGGGGAAGGAAGGGAAAAAAAACAGUACUACACCAAACAGAAAGAAACAUACGACACCCAUCAGCUUUCUUGUAGCUCCUUCUUCUCCAUCUUCACCUCCGCGAUGGUUCGUACUUCUCCGAAGCGAAGCCGAUCCCUCUUUUAAGGCGAACGCGCACGCUCUCUUUCUCUCUCUAUCUCUAAGAGCUUUCUCCUUCUCCUUCUUCUGCUUCUUCUGCUUCUGGGUCGAGACCUGUGUGUGAAGAGCUUGUGAAGAGAGAGAGAGAGAGAGAGAGGGAGGAGGGAAGGAAGGGAGGGGAAAAGAUGAUGCACAUGACGUUUUACUGGAGCAAGGAGGUGACCCUCCUGGUGGAGUCGUGGCAGACCACCACCUGGACCAGCUACGCCUUCACCCUCCUCGCCUGCUUCCUCGCCUCCGCCUUCUACCAGUUCAUGGAGCACAGCCGCGUCCGCCUCAAGCUCUCCUCCUCCUCCUCCUCCUCCGCCUCCGCCUCCGCCCCCGCCGAGGCCGCCAAGCCCUCCUCCGCCGCCCCUGAGGACCCGCUCGCGACGCCGUUCCUCGGCUCGAAGUUGUCGGCGUCGUCGGCGGGCGGGGGGAAGGGGUGGACGGUGGCCCGGGUGGGAGGGGCGGUGCUGUUCGGGCUGAACGCGGCGGUCGGGUACGUGCUGAUGCUGGCGGUGAUGUCGUUCAACGGCGGGGUGUUCCUGAGCGUGGUGUGCGGGCUCGGGGUCGGGUACCUGGUGUUCCGGAGCGGGACCGACGAGGCCGUGACGGUGACGGCCGUCGCCGACAACCCAUGCGCAUGCGCCUAGGCUUUUAGCUCUUCUUAUUUUAUAAUUUAGCAUCACCCAUGUAAAUCACGAAGACGAUGAAUCGGAAGAGGUCCCUUCUCUCUCUCUCUGUUUUUCCUUUUCUUUUUCUGUUUUUUUUUUUUAACUUCUGUGAUCAAGGUCGGAUGACUCGGAUCUUCCGAUGAGGGUCUGUCUUCGUGGCAAUUUGUGAAGUGUUCUGGGGCUCUGCCUGAAAAGCGAAACGAGGUUUUUCAACCGAAA
Molecule: messenger RNA, 1382 nt
Organism: Eucalyptus grandis
Lineage: Eukaryota; Viridiplantae; Streptophyta; Magnoliopsida; Myrtales; Myrtaceae
Product: copper transporter 5.1-like
Exons: 1
Coding region: 633-1142 (169 amino acids)
Biological process (GO): copper ion transmembrane transport; intracellular copper ion homeostasis
Cellular component (GO): plasma membrane
Molecular function (GO): copper ion transmembrane transporter activity
Source: RefSeq, a predicted model, not a curated record